AAAGAAAAGAAUCUCAUUUGUUUUAUGGAUACACCCAUUACCUAUAAAAAACUUUGAUCUCGUUAUAGAUUAUUACCAUGUUGACGAUCUACCUGAUCAACUUCGAGAAUGGACUUUUCAAUUGGUGAAAAGCAACUUAUAUGACAUGUACAACAAAUCAAAUGAUGGUUGGAGUGAUCAAGGAAAAAGAAAGGAAAUGCUUACACCUCAAACUCGAUAUCUGAUUGCAAGGUCCAGUACAGAUCCAAAUGAUUUAAAAGGAUUUCUAUCCUUUCAAAUGGUACAAGAGGAAACAAUGGAUGAUGAUGUUACAGCUAAUUGUGCGUAUUGUUACGAAAUUCAAUUAAUGGAAAAUGCAAGGAAUAGAGGUUUAGGUGAAUUUUUAAUGAAUUUAUUAAGUAAAAUUGGUUCAUUCUGGAAAAUGGAUAAAGUGAUGUUAACUGUAUUUAAGGCCAAUAAAGGAGCCUUCCGUUUUUAUACAGACAAGUUAGGGUUUACAUUAGAUGAAAUAUCUCCUGGUGCUUGCCUACCACGUUACAAAGCAAAGCAAUUUGAUUAUGAGUUAUUAAGCAAGCCCUGUACAUAAGUAAUAAAUAUACAAAUGUGCUUACCUUUUUUUUUUUUACGAAACGAGAAAAUUUUCAAUGGCUUCAUGUACUGAUUUCCAUUGAGCAUUAAGUAUGUCAUGCCCUUCCUC
Molecule: messenger RNA, 697 nt
Organism: Cokeromyces recurvatus
Lineage: Eukaryota; Fungi; Mucoromycota; Mucoromycetes; Mucorales; Mucoraceae
Exons: 6
Coding region: 146-586 (146 amino acids)
Cellular component (GO): nucleus
Molecular function (GO): histone H4 acetyltransferase activity; protein N-terminal-serine acetyltransferase activity; histone H2A acetyltransferase activity
Source: RefSeq, a predicted model, not a curated record